AUGCAUCCCUUUCCCAGCACGCGCCGCCUACUGUAUCGCAUAUUCAUUUCGACGGGUCUUGUCUCGACUUUCAUCUUGGGACAUCUCGCUUGGCAGACUCUCCCGCAUACUGUGCUCUUCGAACCCUUGAAGAUCUCGCCGACGGAAAAGUUCGUUCUUCCGGGCGAUGAACCCAGGAUUGACUUACCACUCAAUCCGCGCUUCAAGACGUCUUUGGGCAAGCAGGUUCUGAUUCUUGACCUGGAGACGCGUCCACUAAAAUCUACCAAGGACUAUAGGCGUGGAAAAUUUGACUGGCGUGAACUGGAUCACAUCUCUAGGGGAGUUUUCAACCACUAUACAUAUGCCACAAUCCAUGGCUACGACUACAAGCUUAUCCACGCGGAACAAUUUAAAGACAGACAUGCUACUUGGAUUAAGCCUUCUGCCCUGGCCAACCAUAUUAGCAACUACAAGUUUAUUGUCUUUCUGGAUGCUGACGCUACAUUCCGCUUCCUACACAUACCAAUUGAGUGGAUGCUGAAUUACUGGCGCAUUGAGCCUAAGCAUUCUGUUACUAUGGCUCUAGACCCAUGGGACCCCCAAGAGCCUCAGUACAACUCGGACCGCUUCAACCGUACAUAUGCCAACACAGGGUUUAUGAUUAUCCAAAAUAACACAGAGAUAAUGUCUAUCCUAAAGGACUGGCACGAGUGCCCUGAUAAUACACGCUAUCCAAUGUGUUCUCAGUGGAAACGGCCCAAAUUCCAUGAACAAUCAGCCUUUGGCGAAUAUAUUCGUUACGACUAUAACGACUCAAUUAAAGAGAUACCAUGCGGCGAGGCGAAUGGGUUUCCUGGAGUCCAUGUGUCCCACUGCCAGGGCAAGUUGAUCCGCCACUACUACGAAAACAUGAUGAAUGCUAUCACCAUGUCUAUCCAGAAGGUCUUUGCCGACAACGCUGAUGAUAUUAUAACAUAUCAAGAAAAGAAUGUCAUCCGUGAAAGGCUACAAUUAUAG
Messenger RNA from Boeremia exigua, 999 nucleotides. RefSeq lists its product as uncharacterized. Gene Ontology annotation, cellular component: Golgi membrane. The transcript has 3 exons. The coding region runs from base 1 to 999 and encodes 332 amino acids. NCBI's taxonomy places the organism in Eukaryota, Fungi, Ascomycota, Dothideomycetes, Pleosporales, Didymellaceae. The record is from RefSeq and is a predicted model, not a curated record. Gene Ontology annotation, biological process: protein N-linked glycosylation. Gene Ontology annotation, molecular function: glycosyltransferase activity.